UAGGAAUUUUGUUUUGAUAAGUGAUGACUAUUCGUGUCUCGAGCGGAAACUUAUCAGGUCGAGAAAGAUUGUGUCUCAAUUUAAACAGUCGGUUAUUUGGCGUCGGAUUGAACGGAUGUUAGAAAAAAAGGUUUCUCAAUUAAUAUCAAACAGCAGAAAUUACGAAGACGGAAGUGCAAUCGUCGUCGUAGUCGUUGAGCAGUAUAUCACUUUGGCGGGUUUUGACGUUUGUGGUUGCGUUGCCGAUCAGUAUCGAUAGAGUUUCUACCGCGUUUGGUUAGCUACAAACUGCCACAAAAGACGAUGGCCGAUCAAAAGAAGUCCGGGAUCGACAAGCUAUUGGAGCUCGAUGGAUAUCUCAAGUUGCACGAAACGGAAAUUCGUCGCAGAAAUAAAGAACUUCAUAACUGGACGACUAAAUUAAGCCAGCUGGAAGGGGGCAUGGAAGAGUUCACUCAAGGUUACAAGUACUACGGAUUGCACAUUGCUCCCGACAAUAGUCUAGUGGCUCGUGAGUGGGCCCCAGGAGCGCAGCAGCUUUACUUGACCGGUGAUUUUAAUAACUGGCAAUGGGAAGCCACUCCGUAUAAGAAACUUCCAUUUGGCAAGUGGGAACUAAUCCUGCCGCCAAACGCCGAUGGAUCUUGUGCUAUAAAGCACUUGUCCGAAAUAAAGGUGAUCGUGCGCAAACAGGAUGGUCAGCUAGUGGAUCGACUAUCGCCAUGGGCAAAGUAUGUCGUGCCUCCACCGAAAUCUUUGGGCGUCAACUAUCAGCAGCGGGUAUGGCAUCCACCGGCUCAUGAAAAGUAUAUGUUCCGACAUAAUAAACCCGCCAGACCCCGAGCGCUCCGUAUAUACGAGUGCCACGUGGGGAUCGCCACUGAAGAACUUGGUGUUGGAACAUAUAAAAAUUUUGCAGAUAACAUUGUACCUCGGAUUAAAAAUCUUGGGUACAACACCAUUCAGGUGAUGGCCAUCAUGGAGCAUGCCUAUUAUGCCAGUUUCGGCUAUCAGAUAACAAGUUUUUUCGCUGCCAGUAGCCGCUAUGGAACGCCGGAGGAGUUGAAAUACAUGGUUGAUAAGGCACACGAGCAGGGCCUCUUCGUGUUGCUGGAUGUGGUUCAUUCACAUGCGAGCAAGAACACCCAGGACGGAUUGAACCAGUUUGAUGGAACCAAUUCGUGCUACUUCCACGAUGGUUCUCGAGGCGAGCACACUUUGUGGGACAGUCGUUUGUUUAACUAUUCAGAAUAUGAGGUCCUUCGCUUUUUGCUAUCGAAUCUACGCUGGUGGCAUGAUGAGUACAACUUCGACGGCUACCGCUUCGAUGGAGUUACUUCAAUGUUGUACCACUCACGUGGUAUCGGCGAAGGGUUCUCCGGUGAUUAUAACGAGUACUUCGGUUUGAACGUGGACACCGAAGCGUUGAUAUAUUUAGCCAUUGCAAACGAGUUCUUGCACAAGUUGAAUCCCAAUGUGAUCACAAUUGCGGAGGACGUGAGCGGCAUGCCAACACUUUGUCGUCCCACCGAAGAAGGUGGUGUUGGAUUCGACUACCGUCUGGGUAUGGCAAUUCCCGACAAGUGGAUCGAACUUCUCAAAACAAAGAAGGAUGAGGAUUGGAACAUUGGGAACCUGGUGCAUACGUUGACCAAUCGCCGCUGGAUGGAAAACACUGUGGCAUAUGCGGAGUCACACGAUCAAGCAUUGGUGGGCGAUAAAACUAUAGCUUUCUGGCUGAUGGAUAAGGAUAUGUAUACACAUAUGUCGGUAACUUCCGACCCGAACAUGAUCAUCGAUCGCGGGCUAAGUCUCCACAAGAUGAUUCGAUUGAUUACCCAUUCUUUAGGUGGUGAGGCUUACCUGAACUUUAUAGGUAACGAAUUCGGUCACCCGGAAUGGUUGGAUUUCCCUAGAAUUGGAAACAAUCAAUCAUAUCAUUACGCUCGCCGUCAGUGGCACUUGGUCGAUGAUAAGUUAUUGAAAUACCGAUUCCUCAACGAUUUUGAUCGUGCCAUGCACCACACCGAAGAGCGUUUCCAUUGGCUAGACUGCUUACCGGCGUAUGUUAGCUGCAAACAUGAGGAUGACAAGGUUAUUGCUUUCGAACGGAACAAUCUAUUGUUCGUGUUCAACUUCCAUUACAGCAAAAGUUUCACCGAUUAUCGCAUUGGCGUUGAUCUGGCCGGCAAGUACAAAACUGUGCUCAGCACAGACGAUAAGGAGUUUGGCGGAUUUGAUAGGAUAGACAAGAAUGUUGAACAUUGUACAUUCCCGGAAGGAUGGGCGGGCAGGAGAAAUUAUAUGCAACUCUAUAUUCCAUGUCGAGUCGCGAUCAUUUUGGCACCGCAGUAAAGCAAUCUGCAGCGAUUUUCUAGUUCAAAUUUGAAAAAAAAGAGAUUUUUGUUGCUUGAAUAGAGAGUAGAUUUUUAUUUACAUUGCUAUAGAUAAUAGUCAUUAGUAUGUUGUAAAAUAUAUAUAAUCAGUAAAUUGUUCGAAAAAUAA
Messenger RNA from Topomyia yanbarensis, 2505 nucleotides. It is a transcript of the gene AGBE, whose product is annotated as 1,4-alpha-glucan-branching enzyme. NCBI's taxonomy places the organism in Eukaryota, Metazoa, Arthropoda, Insecta, Diptera, Culicidae. The transcript is spliced from 4 exons. The record is from RefSeq and is a predicted model, not a curated record. Gene Ontology annotation, cellular component: cytoplasm. Gene Ontology annotation, molecular function: cation binding; 1,4-alpha-glucan branching enzyme activity; hydrolase activity, hydrolyzing O-glycosyl compounds. Bases 304 to 2355 code for a protein of 683 amino acids. Gene Ontology annotation, biological process: glycogen biosynthetic process.